AGCAGCGCCAUGGCGGUGGGCAAGAACAAGUGCCUUACGAAAGGUGGCAAAAAGGGAGCCAAGAAGAAAGUGGUUGAUCCAUUUUCUAAGAAAGAUUUGAAAGCGCCAGCUAUGUUCAAUGUAAGAAAUAUUGGAAAAACAUUAGUUACAAGAUCUCAAGGAACCAAGAUCUCAUCUGAUGGCCUCAAGGGUCGCAUUUUUGAAAUGAGCCUUGCUGAUCUGCAGAAUGAUGAAGUUGCAUUUAGAAAAUUCAAGUUAAUUACUAAGGAUGUUCAGGGCAAAAACUGCCUGACUAAUUUCCAUGGCAUGCAUCUUGCCGGUGACAAGAUGUGCAACAUGGUCAAAAAGUGGCAGACCAUGACCGAAGCUCACAUUGAUGUCAAGACUACCGAUGGUUAUUUGCUUCGUCUGUUCUAUAUUGGUUAUACUAAAAAAAGCGAUAAUCAGAUUUGGAAGACCUCUUAUGCUCAGGACCAACAGGUCCUCCAAAUUCAGAAAAAGAUGAUGGAGAUCAUGACCCGAGAGGUUCAGACAAAUGACUUGAAAAAAGUGGUCAAUAAAUUGAUUCCAGACAGCACUGGAAAAGAUAUAGAGAAAGCUUGUCAGUCCAUUUAUCCACUCCAUGAUGUCUUCGUUAGAAAAGUAAAAAUGCUGGGGAAGCCCAAGUUUGAAUUGGGAAAGCUCAUGGAGCUUCAUGGUGAAGGUAGUAGUUCUAGAAAAGCUACUGGGGAUGAGACCAGGGCUAAAGUUGAACGAACUGAUGGAUAUAAGCCACCAGUCCAAGAAUCUGCUUUAAAUGGAGACAUUUAAUGGUGACAAA
This is a messenger RNA of Mustela erminea (ermine), 820 nucleotides long. Its product is annotated as 40S ribosomal protein S3a-like. The record is from RefSeq and is a predicted model, not a curated record. Gene Ontology annotation, molecular function: structural constituent of ribosome. Gene Ontology annotation, biological process: translation. Lineage: Eukaryota; Metazoa; Chordata; Mammalia; Carnivora; Mustelidae. Gene Ontology annotation, cellular component: cytosol; ribosome.